Molecule: messenger RNA, 2936 nt
Organism: Actinia tenebrosa (Australian red waratah sea anemone)
Lineage: Eukaryota; Metazoa; Cnidaria; Anthozoa; Actiniaria; Actiniidae
Product: neuropeptide FF receptor 2
Biological process (GO): G protein-coupled receptor signaling pathway
Cellular component (GO): membrane
Molecular function (GO): G protein-coupled receptor activity
Source: RefSeq, a predicted model, not a curated record
UGUAGAUGAUUUAUUUUCCACCCACGCAAAAACUAAGCAAGUUAAAAUGCGUUUGGAAAAAAGCAGGUUUUGAUCUUGUAGAGACUGGUUGGGGUUCCGUCGUAUUAAUUACUUCAAUCUGAUGAAGAUCUUGGAGGAAAAAAAAAAGUGAGGGACAGACAAGGUGGCUUCGCUGUAGUUGCAAUAAAUAGACGAAUAUUGAUGACCAGAACUAGUAUAUGACAAUUGUUCAUGUUUAAAUACAGACAAUAGAAAUCGUAUUGUGGCUUGGUUCAACUGAAGACAGAGCUUAGCUAACAAGUCAGAUGCAAUAGAAAAGAAUGGGAAACUUAAUCGAAAACUUUACCAAUCUGACUAGCAAAGCAGACAACAUGGCAAAGAGUUCUCCCUCUGGGUUACGAAUUGGCGAAUGCGAUGAACUUGUCCAAGGCGCACAAUCAGAGUGGAUCACCAAAGUCGURGCUUUCAUCUUUAUAUUUUUAUUGUGUAUCUUUUGGAAUUCRUUUGUUAUUUUYUUGGUCUACAAGUCCAAGAAGCUUCACAARGACAUGUGGUACAUGAUCGUUAACAUGGCCGUAGCCGACAUGUUGGUCAUGGCACUUGGCCUAAGAGAAUGGUUGAAUAUUCUUUUCUCUAACUCUCGAUCAUGGAAGAUAGGAGGAGCGUUAGGGACUGUAACUUGCAAAAUYGGCACUCUGCUUCGAUUUGUGGCGCCUAUUGURUCGCUGACGACAUUGAUCGCAAUAUCYGUCGAKCGCCUUCGAGCCGUGUCAAGCCCCACCAGAGUACAACCUGCAGGRAGGUUGCUUUUCUGUUCCCUGCUAAGUUUGACAUGGUUGAUUCCUAUUGCCUUGUACAGCUACACWCUCUACGCCUUUGAUGUAAUGUCAUUCAGAGACGAAUUGUACUGCAUUGAUCUCUAUUUAGAUAAAAACGGCUGGGUUCUUUACUACUUUGUAUUYUACGUUAUCGUUGUCGUGAUGUUCUUCACCCUCGUCUUUCUUGACAUAGCGAUCAUGAAGAAGCUUAAAAAGACYCAGCGAGCAAUUCAGCUUUCCGAUUCACAAAAGAAGAAAAGAGAGAUCAAGUUCGUACGAGCCGUACGCAUGAUCACAUGCUGUUCAGUGCUGUUCGUCGUUUGCUGGGGCCCGAGAAGCUGUCUACGAUUUCUCGAUCACCUCAAUGUCUUUGAGUUCGAUUAUUGCGUCACCAAAGAUUUCUUCUUCUGUAUCGAUUUUCUYUUCUAUCUGAAUUUUUCGUGUUCGCCAAUAAUUUAUUUCACGUUUUUAAUGGAUUUUCGCGAGGCGAUGAAGGAAACUAUCCGCUCUCUUAGGAAGAAAGUGAGAAAUAACGUACAUGUUGAAAAAUAAAUUAACGAAAAAUGUAGCAAUGCUUAUUCGAAAGGAAAAAAUGUUAAGUAAAAAAACAAAAAAACAAAAAACAACAACAACAAGAAAAAAAAAAAAAAGAAAAGAAAAGAAAAACACAAAAGCAAACAAACAAAAAAUACAGUUAAAGUUUGGUCUUUAGAAGGAGGACGAGAAUUAUAAUAAGAAAAAGUAAACAACUGCAACAAUGGAAAACCCUCACGAACAAUCAARAAAGAACAUCGAGGAAUUUCGAGAAUAACUUUGAGAAAGGAAAUCGUACAGAGGUAUCUUUUGAGAGGAAUUCCGAGCAAAGAAUUUCAAGAGAAUGUGAUUUGCUGAGUAAUUUAAAAWUUGGUAAAGAUGAACAGAAUUAUUAUGAACUCUGAGAUGAACAAAAAAGAUGGGAGAACAUGAUACGAAGAACAUGCACAAAAAUCAUGUACUGUUCCGCUUUCUAUAUGAGAAACUAAAACACCUUACCUUAAAAUAUAUCAAAAGAUAAGUUGCUGUUAAAAAAUUAUUAGUAUAGGAAAUCGCAAGAGCUCGUGCUCUUAAUAAAAGUGUUUGUGUUUGUAAAAGCCUUUAGGCGAGAACAAUUUAAACGUGCGUCAAGGCAUUACGAGUACCCGUUAAUUACUAGAACGUGGUACGAUUUUUUGCUUACAAUWAAACUUGAUGAAGGAGGCAUCAUACGUCCCUUUGACCAAUUUUCUUCAAUAACUAAAGUGUAAUUAUAAAAUUGAAGGACUCUCUAAAAAGGAUAAUCGAUUUUUGUAAUAUACUUUAGUAUAUAGAAACACUGAUGCAAAGGCGAUAUUUACGGAAGAACAAUCUUAAAAAAAUAUUAACAUGAUUACAGUAAAAAGCAUUGUUAAACUAAAUAAAAGUAGAAACGGCUAAGGGGAAAAAUGGAAACGUAUAUGCAUAUAAAUAAAAUAAAAAUAAAAAAACAACGUAAAAUGGCUGGGGGUUAACUAGAACACUUAUGGUUAACUUUACCCUUAGGCUUAAACACUAAUUCUAGUAUCUAUUUUUUUUUUUCUUUGUAAAUAAAAAUAUAUAUAUAUCCUGCAUGAUUGUAGAUAGAUUUCUAGCUAGUACUAAAUGUUUUUAUGUAUUCUUMUUCUCCCUAUGAGUAAAAUAAAGGUUUUUUCUUUGUUUUGCAAGAAAUUAAAGAAAAAACCUGCGAACUAAGACCAAAACCCUUAUCAGUUUCUACAUAUUGAUGUUACUCUUAAUGCAAAUGAGAUAAGCAACCAUGAUGAUUAUAUAAUAAUUCUAGUUUUUCUUACUCAUCCUACUCAAAAAUCAGCCCUUAAAGGUACAUCCUCAGAUGAGGCAAAUCAAAGCUAUAUUAAGUACCAAUCGCAGUUUAACCGCUUCAUUAUCCUGGUCCUUAGCUUGUAGGGAGAAAAAACUCCUGGAAAAAAGACAAUUAUUUGCGAAGAGAUAAAGUUUGCUUGAAAACUGCCUGUAAAAAUAUGAAUAAAUAGUUCAGUAAUUAGAAAUAAAGCUUGCUUGAAAACUGUCUGUACCAAUAGUGAAUAAAUAGCUCAGUAGUUGUAA